This is a messenger RNA of Condylostylus longicornis, 1072 nucleotides long. RefSeq names its product transcription factor BTF3 homolog 4 (gene bic). The record is from RefSeq and is a predicted model, not a curated record. NCBI's taxonomy places the organism in Eukaryota, Metazoa, Arthropoda, Insecta, Diptera, Dolichopodidae. The coding region runs from base 141 to 692 and encodes 183 amino acids. Gene Ontology annotation, cellular component: nascent polypeptide-associated complex; cytosol. The transcript has a single exon.
UUUCCUUUUUGACAAUUAAUUUUCCUCGAAAGGCGCGCACGUGUUUCGCGACGCAAUUUUUUUGAAAUUUUCCUUAUUAAAAUAAGAAAAUUAUACUUAAAUAUACAUAAAUUUAAAAAAAAUAUCUCAACAAAUAGAAUAUGAAUCCUGAGAAACUAAAAAAACUUCAAGCUCAAGUAAGAAUCGGCGGUAAAGGUACACCUCGCAGAAAGAAGAAGAUUGUACAUUCCACACCAGCCACAGAUGAUAAAAAAUUACAGUCAUCGCUAAAAAAAUUGUCAGUGAAUACCAUUCCAGGAAUUGAAGAAGUUAAUAUUAUUAAACAUGAUGGUACUGUAAUACACUUUAACAAUCCAAAAGCUCAGGCAUCAUUACCAACAAAUACAUUCGCUAUAACUGGACAUGGUGAAAAUAAAACUAUUUCAGAAAUGUUACCGGGUAUUCUGACGCAGUUAGGUCCGCAAGAUAUUGCACAUUUAAAAAAGAUUGCUAGUGAAUUUGCAAGCAAAAGCGCAGCAUCUGGCUUCGGUAAUACUGGGGCUGGAAGUGCUGCUGAUGAUGAUGUACCCGAUUUGGUGGAAAAUUUUGAAGAGGUUGCUAUUGGAAAAGGUGAAAAUUCUGCAGCUUCAUCAGCAGGAACUGAAGCCAAUACAACAACAGACAAGAAAAUUGAAGAAAUUCCAGUCGUUUAAAAAAUAUAAAAUGUCUUAGAACGGAAGUAAUAAAAUUUAUUUGGAUUAUGAAUGAGAUAUAUUCGUGUGAAUAUAUAAAUAUAUAUUAAAUAUAAUAAAAUAUUAUAAUUAGUCAACAAAAUAAAAAAAUAAAUAUUUUUUUUUUUUGGUAAAAAUUAAAAUUAUAUUAAAUUGUUGCAAACAAUUACAAAUAUUUUAAACAGUGAACAUUAUUAAUACAAAGUAUUCUUUCCAUUAAAAAAGUACAUAUUGCUGAUAAUUAAUAAUUCCAUUAUAUAUAAAGAAAUGUUUUUAUUUUAAAAUGGUGAAAAUAUUUUUUUUUUAACAAUUUAGGUUUCUUAUGUAAGCAAUAAAUUAAUGCUGUUCAAAUAAAUUUGGAG